Molecule: messenger RNA, 1757 nt
Organism: Malania oleifera
Lineage: Eukaryota; Viridiplantae; Streptophyta; Magnoliopsida; Santalales; Ximeniaceae
Exons: 4
Coding region: 88-1380 (430 amino acids)
Molecular function (GO): protein binding
Source: RefSeq, a predicted model, not a curated record
UGGUUUUACACUUUUACCCCUUGAGUACCCCGCUCAGAGAGAGAGAGAGGCAAGCGGCGCGUCUCGAAACAAUUCAGAUUUUCAAGAAUGGACCUUCUCUGCAACGCGUACUCAAAUGCUUCAGACGAUGAAGACGACGAACCCAAACCUCAAAUGCUUCAAUUGCCUCUUUCGAAGCGACACAAACCCAAUUGCCCUGAUCUUCCUUCAAAAAUCCUGUCCAAUUAUCGUCCCAACUGCUCCUCAAACCUUCAAGGAGAAGCCCCGAUUCCCGGCAGAUACGUCUCCAAAAGAGAGCGAGCAGCUUUGGGUUUGAUUCCUGGCCCCGACCGGCCUCCCGCUGUGGCCGCAUCGUCUCAUAUUGGAAGCAUUUCUGAUGCUGAUUUACCAUGCCAUGUUAUAUCAUUGUUGAGGAGUAAAUCAAAGGGUCACAUCCAGCUAGGCAAAGUUUCUCAAAGGGCGUAUAUAGCUCUAAACAGCCACAAAAAGGCCGUCAAUGCUAUACAAUGGUCAUCAAGUCAUGCUCAUCUUCUUGCUUCGGCUGGAAUGGAUCAUACUGUCUGCAUAUGGAAUGUAUGGAGCAGAGAUGAGAAGAAAGCACGUAUGUUAGCUAGUCAUAAUGCAGCAGUGAAAGAUGUCAAAUGGUCACCACAAGGACUUUCUAUCCUUUCUUGCGGAUAUGACUGCUCAUCCAGGUUAACUGAUGUUGAAACAGGGAUGCAAAAACAGCUUUUCACGGAGGAUCAGGUGGUUGGAGUGAUAAAAUUUCAUCCAGACAACUCCAAUCUCUUCCUUUCGGGGGGCUCAAAGGGCUUCCUAAGAUUAUGGGAUAUUAGAGCUGGAAAGGUGGUCCAUGAAUACAUUCGAGAUCUCGGUCCAAUCCUUGACAUUGAAUUCACCAUUAAUGGCAAGCAAUUCAUCUCAUCCAGUGAUGUAUCUAAAGGCAAUGUCAGUGAAAAUGCUAUUAUUGUCUGGGACCUGUCACGACAGGUUCCACUGUCUAACCAGGUUUAUGUGGAAGCCUAUACAUGUCCCUCGUUGAGGUGCCACCCAUCUGAACCAUAUUUCGUCGCACAGUCAAAUGGAAACUACAUUGCAAUAUUCUCAUCCAUGCCACCUUUCAAGCUGGACAAGUACAAGAGGUUUGAAAGCCAUGGGGUUUCUGGAUUUCCCAUCAAGUGCAAUUUCAGCUUGGAUGGAGAGAAACUCGUCUCAGGCUCGGCAGAUGGAUUUAUUUACAUCUACAACUUUAGAUCCUCUGAGCUUAUCCAAAAAAUCAAGGUGUAUGACCAGGCAUGCGUAGAUGUGGUUUUCCAUCCCCUUAUACCUAAUGUGAUCGCUUCAUGCAGUUGGAGCGGAGAUGUUUCAGUGUUGGAGUGAAAUUGCAUAUUUUUGUUAGUCUGGUAUGCUAAAAAGCUACAUUAAGGAAACGGAAUCACUGAUAAAAGCAGUCUUAACCAUUUCACUCCUUCAGGAAAGUCGAAGAAAUGAUGCAGAGAUGAUAUUAGGUCCAAAUUCUUUUUUGGUCCUGUGGAAAUUCCAGCUUCUUUCUUCCAAUGUUGUGGUACAAAUAUGUGACAUUACAUCUGGCUGCUUUUAUUACCUUGCAUUUUUUUAAAAAAAAAAAAUGUAAAUACUGUACUAAAUUUUAAGGAGCAAAUUUUCAUAUGGAUAUUUAGGAUGAACGACCUGGAUAGUAGGAUUUGUAAUCAUACUUGUAUUUAAUGUUUCUUAAUAAAUUAUUUCCCUUUGAGAAA